GGCAAACCACGCAACUGUCAUUUUCUUUUUCUUUACAAUAUUUAGGAAAACUCCAGGGUUAAACAGUGAAGUGUCAUGUAAAAGCAACCCCUAUGCACAAAUUGUGAAAUAAGAGACUGUAGCCUGUAAGGCCUAUUUACAUAAUCAAUGCAGGAAAUUUUCAGAUAGGUCACCUUAUUGAUCCUUUCUGGAAUUUAUUAAUCCAGUUAUACUUAAACGUUUAUUUUUGGAGGGGACUAAAUAUUUUGGAUGGAAUAUGAGACUUUGAAGACCUUGAUCGAAAUGGCAUUACUCCAUCUGCGCGUCCAUCUGUGCGUCAAGGCGCGCGGGGCGGAGCUGGGAGCGCACACACAGAGCGCGCCCGGGACUUGGCCAACCAGCGUUGUGUUGAUAUUGGCUGCUCCGUCCUUCCAGAGAAGCUGCGUUAAAUCCUAGUGAAGAGCUGCGAACAGAACAACAUCAAAACGCUCCAGUCCUCAUCAAAAAUGUUUUUCUACUAAUAAGAUCUAAAUCAGGACAUCCUUGAUUCUGGCGCGAUGUCUCACGCUCAAGUUGAGAUACCUGGACGUGGAUUUCCUGGCCUGUCUGUGGACAUGAACGACGACUGCUUCUCCCGAGUGCCGUCCGUCCUUAGGACGCACGGUCUCGGCGCGCGCAGAAACUCUUAUGGGCUGCAGAAAAUCAGCAUGGACAUGGAUUCGCCUCUUUACAGUGGCGCGCUCUCCAAAGCCUUGUCCUGGUCGGCCGAGAACAUCUCGACACUGACUGAGUCCAGAGCAGAGGAGGAGGAAAAGACCGACGACACUCCGCCGCCGUCCUCUCCUGCGUCCUGCUCCAACGCGCCCGCAGACAUCCUCAAACCGGACGCGGGAGCCCCCGGGGAGAACUGGGGGUUAGCUCCGAGAGCUCGAGGUGCCAGCUCGGACUCGGAAAAUGAACUGCAAAACAAAAAGAACAAGAUCUUGUCUCGCAUCCAGUUUAAUCAUCAGUUGGAGCUGGAUGAGAAAGAAGACGUGGAGACUAAAGCUGUGGCCACCUCUCCAGAAGGAAGAUACCUGAAGUUCAACAUAGAGAUUGGAAGAGGAUCGUUCAAGACUGUCUACAAAGGCCUGGACACUGAGACCACAGUGGAGGUAGCAUGGUGUGAGCUGCAGACGCGUAAAUUGACCAAAGCAGAGCGACAGCGUUUCAGUGAGGAAGUGGAGAUGCUGAAAGGCCUGCAGCAUCCAAAUAUUGUUCGCUUUCAUGACUCCUGGAAAUCAACUGUAAAGGGCCACAAGUGCAUCAUCCUGGUGACUGAGCUCAUGACCUCUGGCACACUCAAGACGUAUCUGAAAAGAUUCAAGGAGAUGAAGCUGAAACUGCUGCAGCGCUGGAGUCGACAGAUCCUCAAAGGCCUUCACUUCCUGCACACACGCACACCUCCAAUAAUUCACCGCGACCUGAAGUGUGACAACAUAUUCAUCACCGGCCCAACUGGCUCUGUUAAGAUCGGAGAUCUGGGGCUUGCCACUCUCAAAAGUGCCUCUUUUGCUAAAAGUGUCAUAGGAACACCAGAGUUUAUGGCCCCAGAGAUGUAUGAAGAGAAGUAUGACGAAGCAGUGGACGUCUACGCCUUGGGGAUGUGCAUCCUUGAAAUGGCCACCUCUGAGUACCCAUACUCUGAGUGCCAAAAUGCCGCUCAGAUCUACCGUAAAGUCACCAGUGGUAACAAACCAGACAGUUUCUACAAAGUCAUAGUUCCAGAACUUAAGGAGAUCAUCGAAGGAUGCAUACGUAUGAACAAAGAUGAAAGAUACACCAUCCAGGAUCUUUUGGAUCACCCCUUCUUCCAGGAGAACAAUGGGGUUCAUGUGGAGCUGGCAGAGGAGGAUGACUUGGUGAAGUCUGGACUGAAGCUGUGGCUGCGUAUUGACGACAUUAAAAAGCUUCACGGAAAGUAUAAGGACAACAACGCCAUUGAGUUCCUCUUUGAGCUCUACAAAGACGUGCCUGAGGAGGUGGCUCAGGAGAUGGUUGUGCUUGGCUUUGUGUGUGAGGCAGACUUCAAAAUCGUGGCCAAAGCCAUACGGGACAGAGUGACGGCCAUCAAGAGGCAGAGAGACAAAUUGAGGCGACAGACGGAAGAGGGGAAGAAGAAGCAAGCACAAGAGGCAAUAGAAGAGGAACCAGAACCACAGACUCCUUGCAGUAGAGGCGGUGAUGCCACCGGAACUAAGUCCCCCAGCUCAACUUUGUCACCUCUGGCCCCCAACAUGUCCCCCGUCACCAGUUCUGCAGACUCGGGCGUCUGCUCUAACUUCCCUGCAGAGCCAGAGGAGCCAGAGGCGGAUCAGCACUUUAAUGCUCGCCACAACAGCCUUUCUUCUGCUAACUCUGACUGUGAGACGGACGACGACCUGAGUUCCUCCUGUCUUCAGGAUCCAUUGGAGGCCGGCAGCUUUAACUCGCCGGGAACCCCUCCCACGGCGCACGCCGGUACCCCAGCUGUAAACGGUCACCCCAUCCCAGCCCUGCGCUUCCCCUCAAGUAUCGCAGUGUCCAGUAACACUGAACAUGGCAACUCAGGGCCCCAAAGUGGCUUCAGCUCCCCCGUGGACAGCUAUGCCUCCGAUGUGACUUCAGGCUUGAGUGACGGCUACGAGGGCCUGUCAGAGAAAAAUGAGAAAACAGCUGCAAGGCGAACAGCUGGGAAGCUGUUUCGGAAGAGGGCACGCUCCAGGCUUCGGAUCACAGGACUCUCUGACAAAGUAGACCGAGUGGUUGAGUGUCAGCUGCAGACCUACAAUGACAAGAUGGUGACCUUCAAGUUUGAUCUGGAUGGAGAUAAUCCAGAAGACAUGGCCGCCGUCAUGAUCCACAAUGAAUUCCUCCUGCCGUCUGAGAAGGAGGGCUUCAUCCACCGCAUGGGCGACAUCAUCAAACGUGCAGAGGCGCUAAUGUCCAAAGAGAAGCUGCCUCACAUCAGCGCUCACCGCCUUGCCCAGGCCGCCCUGCACGGUGGAGUGAACUCACUAUCGUCCUCGCAGCCUAAUUUACACAGUCACACGAUGCCUCGAACGCACUCUUCCUCUUCUCUUCCUGACUACAGUGUGGCCUGCUCCAGUGUAGGACUGCAUGACUCUCCCUCUUGCUCUAAUGGGGAAAUCUUCAGUGCAGACAUUACUUCACCUGGGCGACCUCUAUUGCGCUCACAGUCUUUCCAUAAUACUUCAGGUUCUCCUGUCCACCAUCAACGCCACCACCGUCCUACAUCUCUCCUGCCUCCUCACCAACACUACCACAUGCCCUACAUGGGCCACACUCACUUCCCAUUUCCAUAUCCUGGAUCUCCAGGUUCUCCCAAGCCAGCAGGGAUCCACCAUUCACUCACCCGGGUGGCCAGCAGCCCAACAUUCUCUUCUGUUCCAUCCCCAACACCCAGCUCCCCAAGCCCUCUGAAUGAAACCUCAAGCCCCACCAACGACAAUUUCUCCAUGUCCCCAAAUACCCCACAGCACCCCACCAUGUGGCCCCCACACACACAACCCUUGUUUUCCUUAGCAAAUGUUAUCUCCAUGGCUAUGAGCAUGGCUCAGUCCUUCAUCCCACCUGCAAACCUUCCCAACCAGGCUAUUCCUUCCUAUCCAGGGUUCGACCCCCACGUAACAGACCAUAUGGGCCCUCCCUCGGGAUACACCCACUUCUACCCACAACACUACCAAACUCCUCCAGCUGAGGUCCCCUAUGCACCAAUGGGCAUUUCAGCUCAGAACAUCCAUCACAGCUCAGAGGAUGGAGCUGGUUUUCACAGCAGUUAUUCGCAGUGGAUGCAUCCUGUCUCUCCACCUUCCAUGCAUUCUACCCCUCCACAGUCUACUUUGGAGCCUUUGGAGCAGAUCAGACUUUCUAGUGUUCCAAACCCGUCCCAGGAGAACAACUAUGCUCAACUAUGCUCCGCCCACAAACAACCCCAGCCUCAAAACCAAUCAGACAUGGGAAAACAAAACUCCUCAUCGGAUUUUUCCCCUUCACCCCCAUUGAGCCCACACAGAACUUCAUCACCCAUCACUGGUCAGUUACACCCGUCUGAACUUGAGAUGAACGGUAGUGGUCCAAAACUUCAUCAAACUUCUGAGGUCCAGCGGACACCUAUGAAAGUUGGACGAUUCCAGGUUACACCAAGCGUGGAUGUCUCUGAGCCAGACACACCAGUAGAUGCUGCACCCGGUGCACCACAUCCAGAAAAGACCCACAGCCUCCAGUCAGAGAGCAGCACAGAAGCCCAGGCAGAGUCUGCAGCCAACCUCCUUUCUUCCCUCAACACCUCACCGCCCCAACCACUCACAAUCAGAGGAUCCAAAGGCCUACUCCAGGAGAUAGACAACAAGACUGGGUGGACUGUGAGCCAGGAGCAGCAUCAGCAAGACAGAGAUGAGGAAGGGGAUGAGGAGGAGGAGGAAGAGGCAGAGCAGGAAGUUGUUGGAGAGCGAUUGAGGACGAGGAAGAGGAAUCGGCGACGGGCCUACAGCCUCAGCCUGAUGGGGACGUCUGCAGACAGCGGGCUGUCGGUAACUGCCGCAGAGAUGGACAGCCGGCUGUGGGAUGGGACAUCAGGGAGUCCACAGUACAACAACACCCUCCAUAAUCUAUGGAUGCCGACAUACAACCGCAACACCCCCUACAUCAGCAGCGAUGACUCAGACAGUGACAAUGAGGAAAUUAUGGAAGAGCUUCAAGAACUGAGAGAAAAGCAUCUAUCAGAGGUUCAGGCUCUGCAGGCGGCUCAGAAAAAAGAGAUUGAAGAGUUGUAUGAGCGGAUGGGCAGAGUUCCUCCGCCCGGCCUCGUCUCUCCUGCUGCCAUGUUGUCCAGUCGUCAGCGCCGCCUGUCCAAAGGGAAUGGAUUCCCUUCAUCCCGUAGGAACAGUCUGCAGCGUUUGGAAAUUAUGCCAUUGCAAGGUGUAAUUCGGAGGAACUCUCUGGGAGGCAGCAGCAGUGGCUCACAGGAGAAACACAGCAAAGGUGUCACCUUUGCUACCGAUAUAAGCAGAAUGUAAGACAUUUUCAUCCAGAGGUGUGGAAAUUUGGACUACCUCAUCAAGUGGUCAAACGCAUCCAGAAGAAUCCCCUUCACUAAGUAGCUACUUAUUGUCAGUACCGGUAGUUAUGGACAGGACCUUCAUUCGUCAUCGGCAAAGCUGCACAAACACCAAAAAAAAUCCAAGAAACCUCCAGCUUUCAGCCAAGCCUGCUGACGUCUUUGCAGAGCAGUAGGCCAUCUGGUUCACUUUAAAAAGUGACAUUCUUGCUCUGUUGUAAAUAAACUGUCAGAUGCACCACUUUAGAUUCAACAAGCUCGCCGUUGUGCUCUGCGGCUUGCAUGACAUGUCGCCUCGAAUGCGUGACAAGCCAUGGUCCAUAGUGCUGCUUAGAUAAGGCGGCGUCCAUGAAAUUGACCCAGAACAGACGCAGCGGAUGCUUUCCUGCAUGUAUGUCACAAAAGGUUUUGCACAAUCAAAAUAUUUGCAUUCAUGAAGUUAGCGACUGGCUUUUAGGGACCAAUAGGAACAGUUAUACCUUGAUUUAUUCAUAUGCGUCAAAAAAA
Messenger RNA from Oryzias latipes (Japanese medaka), 5584 nucleotides. It is a transcript of the gene wnk4a, whose product is annotated as WNK lysine deficient protein kinase 4a. The record is from RefSeq and is a predicted model, not a curated record. Lineage: Eukaryota; Metazoa; Chordata; Actinopteri; Beloniformes; Adrianichthyidae. Gene Ontology annotation, molecular function: ATP binding; protein serine/threonine kinase activity. Gene Ontology annotation, biological process: protein phosphorylation.